This is a messenger RNA of Tyto alba (common barn owl), 654 nucleotides long. RefSeq names its product carnitine palmitoyltransferase 1B (gene CPT1B). The transcript is spliced from 5 exons. The record is from RefSeq and is a predicted model, not a curated record. The coding region runs from base 97 to 654 and encodes 185 amino acids. NCBI's taxonomy places the organism in Eukaryota, Metazoa, Chordata, Aves, Strigiformes, Tytonidae.
GGCGCGGGGCCGCCGCGGGCGCAGGGAACCGCCGUCCCCGGGGCUGCCGCCCGCCGUCCGCGCCCCCGAGCAGGUGCCGGCUGACCCCCCCCCAGGAUGGCGGAGGCUCACCAGGCCGUGGCCUUCCAGUUCACCGUCACCCCCGAGGGUUUGGACUUCCACCUCAGCCGCGAGGCCAUCCGGCAGCUCUACCUCGCCGGCAUCUCCUCCUGGAAGAAGCGCCUGGUCCGCGCUAAGAACAGCUUCCUGACCGGCGUCUACCCGGCCUCCCCCUCCAGCUGGAUGGUGGUCGUGAUGGCCACCGCCGGCUCCUUCUACUGCCAGGUGGACCCCUCCCUGGGGAUGAUCGCCCGCAUCCGCCACUGCCUGCCCGAGAGCCACCUCCUGACCCACGAGAGCCGGACGAUGGUGAGCGCCGCGCUCUUCUCCACCGGCGUCUGGCUCUCCGCCGUGCUGCUGUUCCGGCAGGCGCUGAAGCUGCUCCUCUCCUACCACGGGUGGAUGUUCGAGCCCCACGGCCAGAUGAGCCGCAGCACCAGGAUCUGGGUGGCGCUGAUGAAGGUGCUGUCCGUCCGCAAGCCGCUGCUCUACAGCUUCCAGACCUCUCUGCCCAAGCUGCCCGUGCCCCCCGUGGAGGCCACCAUCACCCGGUGA